AUAUAUAUAUCCACUUUCCAUUGUAUUGUUUGUGGGUUUGUCCCAAUGGAAACUUUCUGGUUGGUUUCUCUUGUGAUUUUGGCGAUGGCUUUGUCUGUGCAAAGCCAAUUGAGAAAUGGGUUUUAUUCUUCUUCGUGCCCACAGGCUGAAUCCAUAGUUAGGUCAACUGUUCAGUCCCACUUCCAAAAGGAUCCAACCAUUGCUGCUGGAUUGUUAAGGCUUCAUUUCCAUGACUGCUUUGUUCAGGGUUGUGAUGGAUCGGUGUUGAUCACAGGGUCUUCUGCGGAGAGAAAUGCAUUGCCAAAUCUAGGAUUAAGAGGAUUUGAAGUAAUUGAUGAUGCCAAAUCACAAUUAGAGGCAUCAUGCCCUGGGGUAGUUUCAUGUGCCGAUAUUCUAGCAUUAGCUGCUCGUGAUGCUGUAGACUUGAGUGAUGGUCCAAGUUGGUCGGUCCCAACCGGCGGAAGAGACAGCAGAAUCUCUUCAUCAUCUCAAGCCUCCAAUUUACCUUCUCCUUUCGACUCUAUCGCCGCUCAGAAGCAAAAAUUUGCAGCGAAAGGUCUUGACGACGAGGAUAUCGUAACCUUAGUUGGGGCACAUACCAUAGGUCAAACAGACUGCUUAUUCUUCAGAUACCGACUGUACAAUUUCACAACAACAGGCAACGCAGACCCAACAAUAAAUCAAUCAUUCCUGGCUCAACUUCGAGCCCUCUGUCCAAAAGAUGGUGAUGGGUCGAAAAGGGUUGCAUUAGACAAAGACAGCCAAAGUAAAUUUGAUGCAAGCUUUUUUAAGAAUGUAAGAGAUGGAAAUGGAGUUUUAGAAUCUGACCAGAGACUUUGGGAUGAUGCUGCUACUCGUGAUGUUGUCCAAAAGUAUGCUGGAAAUAUUAGAGGAUUGCUCGGGUUUAGGUUUAAUUUUGAUUUUUCAAAAGCUAUGAUUAAAAUGAGUAUCAUUGAAGUCAAGACUGGGACUGAUGGAGAGAUUAGAAAGGUUUGCUCCAAGUUCAAUUGAUGAAAUAAUCUCAGUGUAAUUGUAAGAGAAAAUAGAAAGAAGUGCGACAUGCAUAGAAAAAGUGCUGUUUAAUGAUUAGUGAUGAAACAAUUGUACAACCUACGUUGUAACAUUACCAAAGUAAUUAGUAGGAAAGUCCAAAAGACAAAAAAUUAUGAUUUAAUGAAUUUACAAUUUUCUGUA
Molecule: messenger RNA, 1194 nt
Organism: Ricinus communis (castor bean)
Lineage: Eukaryota; Viridiplantae; Streptophyta; Magnoliopsida; Malpighiales; Euphorbiaceae
Product: peroxidase 25
Exons: 4
Coding region: 46-1011 (321 amino acids)
Biological process (GO): response to oxidative stress; hydrogen peroxide catabolic process
Cellular component (GO): plant-type cell wall; plasmodesma
Molecular function (GO): heme binding; peroxidase activity
Source: RefSeq, a predicted model, not a curated record